CUAGAUAAGAGCGAGGUGACAACGUUUGGCCUGCCCCCUUCAGCCAUCCACGGCGCAUCUGAUGCUUCUGCCUCUAACAUCAGCGUGGAUGGGGUAGGGGCUAUGGCCGGGGUGGGAGCUCUGGCUGGGGGGGCUGAAGGGUCAGUGGUAGCCGAGGCCCAGCGGAAACGGGCUGCUCUGGAGCAGCUACAGCAGAAGAUCCUGAAGAGCAUUGAGCAGAUUCGGAUAGAACAGGAGGCACGAAACGACAACGUGGCAGAGUACCUGAAGCUGGCCCACAAUGCCAACAGGCAUCAGGCUUUUCGUAUCAAACAGGUGUUUGAGAAGAAGAACCAGAAGUCUGCACAUACCAUCGCCCACCUGCACAAGAAGCUAGAUCACUACCACAAGAAGAUUAAGGAGAUACAGCAGGUGUGUGUGUGUGUAUGAGGAGAGAGCGAGAGCAAAAUAUUGUCCUCCAUGUCUCAUUGGUCUUCUUUUUUUUUCUUUUUUCUUUGAAAGUAAAAUAAUUGUACAAUUCAGAAGGACUGUUUUGAUAUAAAUGCACCAAAUUUGGUACUGAGGUAGAAAAAUGUUCACUGAAAUAAUUUCAGUUGCUUUGGCAACAAUCUUACAAAAUGGCCACCAAAGGUAACGCUAUUGUACAAACCAAGGACUAUGGUGGAAGUUGAGUGUAGUUGUCAUCUGGAGGUGUAAAUCUGUUGGACUAUCAGAAACUGUUUUGAUUUGACAAAUGAAUUGGCUUGCUAAGCUCAUGAGCAGAGAGUGGGAGUGUGUAUGGGAAGCAAGAACUCAUUGGUCUUCUUUUGCGUUAACACCUUUUCCCCAUCCACAUAACCUCCCUCUCCUUAUAGCAUGGUCUGGGCCGGCAGCCUAAGGAUGUGCUGGGGGACAUGCAACAGGGGCUGAAGGAUGUAGGGGCCAACGUACGAGCAGGGAUCAGUGGCUUUGGUGGAGGUGUGGUGGAGGGUGUCAAAGGAGGCGUGUCAGAACUCACCCAUACAGCUGUGGUGUCUAAGCCCCUGGAGUUUGUCAGCUUGAUCCGCAACAAAUUCAGCAGCACACACUCACUGGAGGAUGGUGUGGAGGGGCAUUCAGAUGAUGCACCCCUGAGUAGCAGUGUCACCUUGGCCUCUAGCUCAAAGUACAGCAGUGACGACGAGUGCUCCAGUGACUCUGUGACAGGCAGUCAUUAUUUUGGGGCUGGGGGAGGAGGGGGGAUGUUGGGGCUCGGGCCGGCCAGGCUGGAUUGGAACCACCACCACCACCACAGCUCCUGGGACACCCUGCUGGUGGACCUGCAGGAGAUCAAAGCCAGCCAGGCCCACAUGGAGGACGCCAUCGAGGACAUGAAGAGUCAGCUGCAGAGCAGCUACUCCUACAUGACCCAGUGCCUACAGGAAGAGAAAUACAGGUAUGAGUUACUGGAGGAGCAGCUGAAUGACCUAACAGAGCUGCACCAGAACCAGAUGUCCAACCUGAUACAGGAGCUGGCCAGCAUGGAAGAGAAAGUGACCUACCAGUCCUAUGAGAGAACCAGAGACUCUCAGGUAAAGAGGCAAAAACCUGGAUGUAUAAUAUGUAUUGAAACACAAGUAUGAGUGCAAAAAGGAGCCUAUAGUACCCCUAAAGCUGUUAUAACUUUAUGUUUGCCUGUGUUUGUAUUUGUACAUACAUAUUAUGUUAUAUGUGUGUGUCUGUACAGGAGGCAGUGGAGUCAUGCAUGAACCGCAUCACUAAGUUAGAGAUGCAACAGCAGCAGCAGCAGAUGCUGCAGUUGGAGGGUGUGGAGAACGCCAACGCCCACGCCCUGCUGGGAAAACUCAUCAACAUCAUCCUGGCUGUCAUGGCUGUAGUGCUAGUGUUCGUCUCCACCCCCGCCAACUUUAUCACCCCGCUCAUAAAGACCCGAGCACGGGUGGCGGCCACUGUCAUGCUGGCCCUUUUUCUCUUCAUCCUCUGG
This is a messenger RNA of Coregonus sp. 'balchen', 1963 nucleotides long. The record is from the annotation of a GenBank genome assembly. NCBI's taxonomy places the organism in Eukaryota, Metazoa, Chordata, Actinopteri, Salmoniformes, Salmonidae.